AUGGCAACUUCUUUUACUAUGCUUAAGGACCUUGAUGCCUCAUCUGACCAACAGAAUUGGUGCCUCAAGGUUAGAGUCAUUAAGAAAUGGUCAAUCUCUACUGUUGAAGACAAAUAUAGAAGACCAAUAUUGGAGAUGAUUGUGAUGGAUCAAAUGGGCCAUAGAAUUCAGUGUUCUAUUCAUAGGAGAUUUUUCGAGAACGACAGAACUGAGGGGAGGCUUUACUCAUUGACAAACUUCUCCCUUGCUGCUAAUGAUGAAAAAUACAAGCCCACUUUCCGUGCUCUUCAUGUUAUGGGGCUUCUUACUACAAAAGGGGACAUAGUCGAAUUCUCGAAAAAUGGGAAAAAAUCAAUUUAUAUAGUUGUAGAGCUUGAUGACAUGCAGGAUAAAGGUACCAUUACGUGUACUCUUUGGGAGGAGUUUGCCACAAUGCAGGAUAAUCCUACUAUUGAAUACAUUCUUAUUAUUCAGUUUGCUAAGUUCAAUUUUUUAAGGAUUUGUUUUGCAAGUGCUUUGGGCGUAUCAAACACUAACUAUAAUUCAAUUCUAUAUAUCAAUCUUGAUUUGAAGGAGGUUAAGGAUUUUAGGCAAAGUUUUAUUAUUGGCAAUGAUCAGUGCAAAAAUGUCUUAACUCAAAUUCCUUCUCACAUGUCAUACUCUCUUGAGGAUGAUAUGCUCAAUAGAACUCCAUGCAAACCUAUUUGUGAGAUUAAGGAGUUAACUGAGGUAUCAUAUUAUUAUUUGAUAAUAAAUGGGUGGUACAAAGGUUGCAAGUUGUGCGAUCGUGCAUUGAAAGAGGAAGAGAGUUCAUUUUACUGCAUGUUCUGUGAUUUAUUUCCUAAUACUCAUGUCCAUAGAUUUUGCGUCCAACUUAGGGUCUCUGAUGACACUGAUAAUGCAUCAUUUGUCAUAUGUAAGACCCAGAACCUUUGA
Arachis duranensis is the source of this 936-nucleotide messenger RNA. RefSeq lists its product as uncharacterized. Bases 1 to 936 code for a protein of 311 amino acids. The transcript is spliced from 8 exons. The record is from RefSeq and is a predicted model, not a curated record. Lineage: Eukaryota; Viridiplantae; Streptophyta; Magnoliopsida; Fabales; Fabaceae.